AAUAGAGGGAUGGGGUAAUACUAACAUCCGGCACUUCGUGUACAAUCCUUUCACCCGGUCGUAGAGGUAGGCAGCCAAAAGGAAGUCUUUUGUGCAGCGUCUCACGCGUGCCGGCGUCCUGCCUAGCCUCUACCAAACGCUCAAGUUUUGUUCCACUCUAGGCCCAUUUGUCUGAAUGGAGUCCCCGUGUGUGAGGAGGGGAAACGGCUGGUCCGAUCUGCCGCUCGACAUUUUCUACAAGAUCUUCGAGCUGAGCUGCAACGGGAGCUUCAAGCGGAGCUUGGUGCCGUUCCUGGCAUUGUCUGGAGUUUGUACGUCGUGGAGGAGCAACACUUCGAGGCGCUGCUUUCAACGACUUAACAUCUUCUGGCCGCUUCCUGGGCUAGAAGCAAAGCUCUGCAGCAAGCACAAGCGAGAGCUCUUGCACUGCGACUGCAUCCAAGCAUCCAUCUCCGCGCUGAUAUCUCGUCUCCAAGAGGUCCACACUCUCAAGUUCCACAGCGUCCACAAGGCAUUGCAAGCUUCCAAGCUGACGGACUCCGCCUGGAUCAACAUGGCAAGCUCGCUGCGAGAGUUGGACAUCGGCGCCGGUCCCGUGAACUUCCAAGUCUUGGAGCGCAUCUCCAGCUGCAUCAACCUUGAAUCACUCAAGAUCGGGUGCUUGUCAGUCAUGGCACCGGAAAGUGACGAGUUUGCUCCCGAGGCUCGCGGCGUUGUCUUGAGCAAGCUCCACACGCUGGCGAUGGGCGUGAGCUACACGGCGGCACCGCGGAUGCAGCACAAAGGGAUGGAAAAGUUUCUGGAGCUCUGCCCAAAGCUCGAAAUCAUCAAGCUUGUCGUGCAAGGCCGCCACAGCGCCUUCAUCCUCGAGGUUCCUGCGAGCUUGCGAAACUUUGUUCUUCAUGUCCGAGCAGAUCAAACGAGCAAGGUGGUGGUGGUGGCGCCGGGGAUAGCAAAACUUGAGGCCAUGGACAUGCGAAAGGUGGUGGUAGACUCGGCAGCUUGUCUCAAGCGGGUGGUGCUGUGGCCGAAUAUCAUGCUUCAGCUAGGAAAUAAUUGCUCUACGCAAGUGGAGCUGGCUCUACGGGGACUUCACUGGGAGCGGUAUCGACUUCGCGAAAUUCCCAGCGGAGUCAAGAGGAUUUGUUUGGGAGAUGACUUUGGUCAGACUUUCUCGAAGUCCGGGAAGCUCGAGUUCUACAGCCUCUUCUCGACAAUGUUCCCUGGAGGCUCUGUGGAGGAGCUGGAGCUCACGACAGGUGUCCUUUCGAGGGUGUGGUAUGACGAAGAGCGGCGUUUCUCAGUACAGCCUUCGACCCGGACGAUAAAACACGUGUUCCUGGUGGUGGCGGAGGAUGAUAUCAAGGCCAUCGCAAAAGCGGCGAGCAAUCUCGUCUACUCGUGUGGCGUUCAAUGCGUUUCGAUGAUAUCUCCCCGUGACAACCGAGAAGUUUGGAGGUGGCAGCGUACACAUUUGCCAGAUCCUACAAGUUUUGAGAGUUUGCUGCUGGGAGAAUCCACCAGAUCCUAGAAACUUUUGACAGGAAAACUCCACUGUCAAGAUCUUCUCCAUAUAUUGCGCCACGUCGACCCUAAUCCCAACUGCCAAAAGCGCACAUUGGAUUUCGCCUCUAAAUUAGUGGCAAAGCAUGGCACUUUGGACCAAAGUUUUCCUUGCAUUAUUCAAAGUGAGAGUUUUG
Messenger RNA from Selaginella moellendorffii, 1700 nucleotides. RefSeq lists its product as uncharacterized. Lineage: Eukaryota; Viridiplantae; Streptophyta; Lycopodiopsida; Selaginellales; Selaginellaceae. The record is from RefSeq and is a predicted model, not a curated record. Bases 176 to 1531 code for a protein of 451 amino acids. The transcript has 3 exons.